Spinacia oleracea (spinach) is the source of this 1580-nucleotide messenger RNA. RefSeq lists its product as uncharacterized. The transcript is spliced from 2 exons. The coding region runs from base 174 to 1415 and encodes 413 amino acids. The record is from RefSeq and is a predicted model, not a curated record. Lineage: Eukaryota; Viridiplantae; Streptophyta; Magnoliopsida; Caryophyllales; Amaranthaceae.
UAAUAAAAUAAAAUAAAAAGAGGAAGAAAAAGUCCACGGAAUUGAAAGCAAAAUUACCUUGUAUGUUCCAAAACGUGUGGUAAGAUCGCGAAAAUUGACAAUGUAAGUUUGACCAAGUUUUCCUUCCAAUGAAAACCAAACCCAGAAGUAAUGAAGAGUAAAUCAGGUUUUGUAUGAAAAUGGAGUUUUUCAAAAGAGCCAAGGUGUUUCGGCUAAAAUGCAGCCACCAUAGCAAGUACCUGACAGCCGAUGAAGACGAUGAAAGAAUCAAACAAAGCCGUGAAAACUCAUCCAAAAAAGCCCGUUGGGUCUAUGAGGCUGUUGAGGGAAAAGACAAUGUCCUCCGUCUCAGGAACAGCUGGAGCCACAGGUACUUAACUGCAACUGAUGAUCCAUUCUUGCUGGGAAUGACAGGAAAAAAGGUUAUACAGACCAUUAGCCAGGGUCCCAUAUCAGAGUGGGAGCCUAUCAAAGAUGGAUCUUAUAUCAAACUUAAGAGUCAUACAGGUAGUUUUCUAAGAGCCAAUCCUAGGGUUCCUCCUUGGAGGAAUUCUGUUACCCAUGAUGAGCCGGGAAAUUGGGCCGUUACUGAUCACAUGAUCUUGUGGAUCGUUGAUAUUGUUGAGAUUGAUUAUCAGUCACCUGGCCCGGAUGUUGGUGCUUUUACUGGAUUAAUGGAAGAGGAUAGGAUCAGCGUUGCUUCUUCCAUAUCAAGUGAUGUACCAGAUCACAAACCUAUGCAUUCUGGGUUGGAAGUUCAACUUGAUGACGCCAAACAUGAAGGAAAAAGCUCAGGGAUUUCUCUGGAAUCUACCUCAAAACACUUUCAUGCAGUUGAAGUCGCAAUGGCUAAGCAAACUCUUAAAGAACUAAAAGACUUGGAUUUCCAUGCCAUCCUAUCUUCAGAAAGAGGCGAAAAGCUGGAAAAAGUCUUAAAGGUGCUUAUUGCUGAUGCAGAAUCCCAAGGCAUAAUCCCUAGUGAGUUAAUCAAUUUACAAGAGCAUCUUAAGGUGAUGAAGAAUGAACAUGAAUCGGCCUCCAAGGAUUUGACUGAAUAUAACAGUUUCUCUAGUAGAAAAUUGAAGAUAAUGGCUCAACUUAAGAAGGAUGCUGCUGAAGCUCGUGAGUUAGAGACUCUUCAAGUGGAGUUAGAAAUUGCAAGAAACGCAAGAGAGGAGUUGUUGAAACAACUUGAAGAAAUUGAUAAUAUCAUUAAGGAUGUGCAGAAAGCUCAAGCUGAUAAUUUGGAUGAUGUUGAAGACCUGAUAUCAAGAAUGGGACAGAAGAGCCAGAAACUUCAGGAGAUGAAAAUCGAGGAGGAAACAUGGCAGCUCAGGAAAACUGAGGCCAACAGAAUGCUGGAAAGAGUAGAGGAAGACUGGAUCAAGGUUAAAUUAAUGUUUCCUGAUGAUUGAUCAUGCAUUUUGGCCUACUAAGUCUCUGGAAAUGGCAUAUGUACCCAACUUUUUGAUACUUCUGAGUUCUCAACGUAUUACACCAUUCUUUGUUAACAGUUCUGUAUCAUAGCUGCCAUUUGUACAUGUUAAUAACAAACUACUUCAUUCUAUUUUCAUAUGCAA